AUGGAUGAGGAAACGACAAAAUUGCGAACUCUGCGUAAAGAACGAGAACGUGAGUUAACUAAUCGUCACACGCGAGAACUCGAGGAAUUUGACGUCAUUGAGGAUGGGGGAAGCACAUCAGGACCGUGGAAACACCGUACAUCAAGUCAGAAGUCUGGCCAGGAGACGAACAAUGGAACUGCCGUAAAUGGUCGUAAGUCUACGUCGUCACCUACAGGAAGUACUGCGAGGUGAUUGUACUUCAUGUAGGUAAAAUUAUUGGGAACGUGUUUGUAUAUAGACGAAUUGAUCAAAUGAGUAUGUGAAGUAAUUCGAUGAAAUGAACAUUAGCUGAUGAAGCAAACGGUGUUCUUCACCUCUUCUAAGCGAUUGUAAAUUCGAUGAAAAUUAAUAAUUCGAUUAAUUAGAUGAGCAAUCAAGAGUCUCAGAACAUCUCACCAAAGCUCGCUUUGUUAUUACAGAGAUUCCUGAUAUGAUAGCUCUAGCUGUCAUUAAAGAAGCCACAAAUAUGAAAUGGACGAAAUACUUCGCAACUGUGUAA
This is a messenger RNA of Paramuricea clavata, 541 nucleotides long. NCBI's taxonomy places the organism in Eukaryota, Metazoa, Cnidaria, Anthozoa, Malacalcyonacea, Plexauridae. The record is from the annotation of a GenBank genome assembly.